AGUGGUUUUCUGCGCCCUUCGUUAAAGCGCAACGUUGGUCUUCGCUGGGGGGGUCGGAUUGCCUGGCCGGCGUCACUUUCUCUUUCUGUAGCAGGACGCUUGCGAAAACGAUGGUGGGGAUGUCCUCGUCUCUUACUACUCACCAGCCAGAAUCGAGGGACGCAAGCGAAAAGCUUGGUUGAUGGAUCUCAAGGCAACGUGUUUUUCUCUGUGUUUAUGGGAGGGGGCAUCCUUCACGAACUAGACAUAGACAGAGCCUUAAUUUUGGUAGAGAACCAGCGAAAAAAAGUCUGCGUACAGACUGUUCCUGGUGACAGCCCGGAAGAGGCAACCCCUUUUUUGCAUGGCUUUGCCCGCGGGGAGCACCGCCUGAAUGAUUUUUUUUUUCUAGAUUGGUCUUUUGUGAGGAAUACUCUUUGUUUCAAUCGUGAAAACGUUGAUGAUCCCUCACAUUUGUCCCCGUGCUCCUUCUGUCCCACGACGGUUGCCCCAUCGCAGGCCCAGUUCCGGCGAUCCGUAACGCAUCCGUUUGUGCCCGCGUCAAACUGUUCUUCAGCAGCAGGAUUGGCAGUUCCUGUUUCGUUUCAACGUCACUUUCUCCCUCCGUUGAAGAUUCCCCUCUUCUCGAAGGGAACACUGGGUUGCCUGAACGGGCAACAGUCCACGAGAGCGGCGUUUCUUUGAGAGAAACUUAAACAGGUGAUUGUCACCACCGAUUGUCGCGGACAGGUGCAGGCUGAGGGCCCGUGGCGAGUGGAAGAAAAGCUGUUUCUCUCGGCAUGGUGUACCUUGUGGGCUGCUCGUACGGAUGUGCCGAUUUGUGGAACUGAGCACUCGCUUCCAUGUACAGAGUCUCCGAGGUAGGGUGCUUUCCGUCCA
This is a messenger RNA of Toxoplasma gondii ME49, 879 nucleotides long. RefSeq lists its product as hypothetical. Lineage: Eukaryota; Apicomplexa; Conoidasida; Eucoccidiorida; Sarcocystidae. The transcript has a single exon. The coding region runs from base 217 to 684 and encodes 155 amino acids. The record is from RefSeq and is a predicted model, not a curated record.